AUGGAAGAAGAAGAAGGAGAAGAAGGGGCUUCCUGUGAGACGCCCCGAGUGCUCGUCUUCACGCCUCGUGUCUGCGCUGCGCUCCACAGGCGACUAGAGAAAGGCGUGGACCACCUGACCAACGCCAUCGCCGUGUGCGGUCAGCCGCAGCAGCUGCUGCAGGUGCUGCAGCAGACUCUGCCUCCGCCCGUCUUCCAGAUGCUGCUCACCAAGCUGCCCAGCAUCAGCCAGCGGAUCGUGAGCGCCCAGAGUUCGAGCUGGGCGGAGAAAGCAGAAGGCAACCUGAGAGACAAAGCGCAGGGCAAAGCUCACACCUGUUGA
Pseudoliparis swirei is the source of this 321-nucleotide messenger RNA. RefSeq names its product mitochondrial import receptor subunit TOM20 homolog B-like. The transcript is spliced from 4 exons. Gene Ontology annotation, biological process: tRNA import into mitochondrion; protein targeting; protein import into mitochondrial matrix. Gene Ontology annotation, molecular function: transmembrane protein transporter activity. Bases 1 to 321 code for a protein of 106 amino acids. Gene Ontology annotation, cellular component: mitochondrial outer membrane; mitochondrial outer membrane translocase complex. NCBI's taxonomy places the organism in Eukaryota, Metazoa, Chordata, Actinopteri, Perciformes, Liparidae. The record is from RefSeq and is a predicted model, not a curated record.